Molecule: messenger RNA, 6404 nt
Organism: Xyrichtys novacula (pearly razorfish)
Lineage: Eukaryota; Metazoa; Chordata; Actinopteri; Labriformes; Labridae
Source: the annotation of a GenBank genome assembly
GCAGCACAUACGGAAGUAAACAGGAAACGGGGCGAGUUUCCCCGCGAGUCGAGCUAACGCAAAUAGUUUGUAGAAGUUUUGUCAGGGACAAGACUUUUACAUUUGAUCCCAUAAUGACCUCCGUCCAAAGUAUGAGACGAUUUGUCUGUGACAGACUGACAGCGGCCGCCCAGGAGAUACUGGGAGUCUUUGAGAAGAAAGCGGAGGCGUAUGAGGCUGAAAUCGCUCGCCAGCGGAAACUGUUGGAGCUUGUUUUAACACCAGAGAUAAGAUUACAUCGGACAGGUUGGAAAUCCAUUUUUUUUUUCAUUUAAAACUUUGGUUAUCAAGUCAAUUUGUGUAGUACAGGUGCCUAAACAGACAUUUUUGUUAUGCUGGGUUACUUUCCGGGUCAAACAAGUCUGGCCGGUUGUUCAAUAGGGAAACAUUGUGAAGUAAUUAUACUUUUAAAGUGAUAAAACAUUUAAAUCAGUUGACAAGUUACAGAUUAGUACGUCGAUACACGUUUAAAGUUAAUCCCACGUGAUGGAAGUCGUUGCUGUUCUUUGAACCCGGCCCCUGGGGAACUUCGACACACGUGUUGAUUACACCCUUACCUCAAACUAACACGCCCUUUUCAACAGAGGUCAAAGGUCCUUGGAAGGUUCUGUGUAGGCCUACAGACAAACAAGUAGGGGAUACUGGGUUAAGUUGAGCCAAAGGGUAAGUUGAGCCACCCCCUGUUGCUUGGAAAUGGUCAAAGAAAUUGAUCAUGUGACCAAAUAUUAAGGAGAUGGGCAUCAAUUCAUGGAGUCUGUGAAGGUUAAAAGCACAUGGAUGAAGGGGUUAGACAUUUAUUUACAAAAAAACAUUUUUCACUCUUGAAAGUGAAUUUAUUUUGUCACAAGUUUUAUUAGAAUUGUGUUCAGACCAAAAAAAAGAUCAUUUUAAAUUUGUUUUAUACAUCAAUUGUGGUAUCUAUGAGCCACAACAUGAGGUCAAACACCAGGAAUAAAAGUCUACCAUUUUAACUUAGAGGACUAAUAAAGUCACUAUAGUAGUUCAGGGGUAAGUUGAGCCAUUUGGCCAGGGGUAAGUUGAGCCAGUGGCUCAACUGAGAAAGUAAAGGAGUCUGAUGAGACGAUCAGAGUUUCAGUUCAGAUUGUUGAAAUGUGUUACUUUUUCUUUUCAAAAAUACAGCUGUGAAUGUUCUGAAUCACUUAAAGGCAUUCUCAUGUUAAAAUGGCUUUUUACAAAACAGGUUUUUAGCAGUUUUAUGCAAUAAUAAUAAAAAGAAUUAUUGUACCAGUUGAAUAGUGUAAAAUACAUAAUGUAAAUGUAAAUGUAAUGUAAAUAGAUAGUGCAAAAAUACACAUGAAUGUGAAGGAGCGACUGUUAUUUAGGGAUGGAAAAAGGUGAGGGAGGGCUGGGGUGGAGAGUUGGGGGGGGUAGUAGGGAUACGGCUGAACUUACCCCGCUCCUAUGGUCAACUUACCCCAUGGCAUGCUAAAUUAUCAAGACAGUUAUGUUUACACUCAGUCUGUUGGUUUGUAGGGAUGCACAACAUCUUAAAAUAUAUGCAGGUACACUAGUUAGAGACAAAACUAUGGAUACCUUGAUGUAGUGAUCCCAAAUAUGAAAAAUGGCUCAUCUUACCCCAAUCUCCACUACUAUAUCCUUGGUUAUAAGUUUGAGGUCCUUUUACGUGAAUAUUUAUGUACCGUUUGUUCGUAUACGUAUACUUAAUAAUCAGAGCCAAAUAUUCUGCUCACAAUUAUAGUGUAUAUCAAUCAGUCUCUAUUUGUAUAGCACUUUUCAUACACAACCGAUGUAGCACAAAGUGCUUUACAGGAAUAAAAGAAACAAAGAAUACCCUGAUCUACCCCAGCCCAGCCCCUCAUUCCCACUCCGUGAUCUAAGAACAAAUGGAAACAAGUAUUAAAAUGCAUGAACUUGAAAAGGGUUCGAUUUGUAAAGUGUAAAGUGCACACCGAGGAAACGCCAUUUUUUAAACUCAAGAUAAGCAAACACUGGAGGCUUGGUAAAAAUCAAAAAACAAAGUAAACUAAAAUAAAAUUUAAGAAAUGAUAGAUAAAAUAAGAUUAAAAAAACAACAGUAAAAGAUAUUAAAAUAAGAGCACCAAAUAGCUAGAUAAAAAAUAAUCCUGUCAUUAAAAGUAGAGGAGAUAAAUGCUAAAACACAUUAAGAAAGUUAAUGAUGUAAAUUUUUUUAGUUAAAAACAAGACCAAAAAGGUAAGUUUUGAGUUUGCUUUUAAAAUCAUUAAGAUUAGGUGCAGUCCUCAGGUCUUCAGGCAAGCUGUUCCAUAGUUGGGGGCCGUAGUAAUAAAGAGAUUCCUCACCAUAUGUCUUGGUUUUAACUUGAGGUAAUGUUAACAGAGAACUGCCUGAAGACUCUACCUGGAUCAUAAGAUAAAAGCAGAUCAGAUAAAUAAAAUGGGCCAAAGCCAUUAAGUUGGAAGUAUGCAGCGAUUGAAAAAAUGUCAACCCCUGUGACAACAAUAUCAACGAGGUUGUUUGGGGUGUUUUUUAAAUUGCUGAAUGUUAUCAAAGUCACCAGGGCUUCAUCACGCUAUUGUUUGACCUCUUGUCAAGAGUUUUUUGACAUGUAUAAAAUAGACUGAAAUUCAUUUUUAUGGCUUUUUAUGAUUUAUAAAAGCAAACAAGACCAUUGAGGACAAUAUAGAUAGUUUUAUAUCAAAAAGUUUACUGCCUGAAAUGGAUGCAAGGGGGUAGGUGUUAACCAGGGAGAGGGUGAGGGUCUCACUAACAGAAAAAGGCUGCUGCGAUCUUAAUUGCUGAGGAUUUGUUUGUUUCAUCCCAAAGUCUAGGUAAAGUUUAGUCCAAAACAUGAGACGAUAAUUAAUAAUUUUUUAAUUUUAAGGGUGAGAAACUGAUUUUGUUACUUGACAGCACUGAAGGAUGCUCCAAGAGUGUGGGGUAUCAGAGAGUAAGUGGUUCGUUAAAAAGAUUAUAGCUGAGGUUUAACGUUUCUGAAUGAGGGUAAAAUGAGGGUUCUUGCAGACACCAGACAUAGAGAAGUAAUUUACAUAUUUUAAAUAAUGUAAAGCUGUAAUAAAGCUAUCAGAACAACAUUAUAGGGUUUAAACUAGAGUGUAGUUUCUCCAUUUUGUACUACAAUUAAAUCUGAGGCCAUAGUAGGUCAGAAACAUCCCGGGUUGAUUUUUUUUUUAUUUCAGUAAAAAAUUGAAACCAUAAUAAACAGCAGAGAGACUAAUGGGUUUAUAUUUUCAGGCCACUAAAUAAUGGGUAAAUAAUGUCAUUCCAAUCCGGACUGUUAAUUAUAGACAUUCUUCUUCAAAAGUAGUUGUUUAAGACCCCUACUCUUCAUGCACAGGGUAUCCUCAUUACUCUAUUUCUCUCUCCUUCUCUUCAGAGGUCCCACAGAUAUCAGUUCGCAAAGUGGAGGAGGAGGUUUGCCUCAUCCAGCAGCUGAACGUUAACAGUGACACCAGCUCCAGUUCGGAUCCAUCAAAUCCUCCACCAGUAAAAGAGGAACACGAGGAAACAUGUGUCACUCCACAAAAAAAACAGCCUGCACAGGAAAAGGAGGAUAAUGCAUCGAUCUCGAAUCCAACUUGUGAGGGGAGUGUCCAGAGCGAGCAGUCUCAGUCUUCGGACGCCAACCAAAGUUUAGUAAAUGAAGACCCACAAUCCAGUGCAGCAAACAAAGAUGUAACAUCUGGAUCUGAGAGGGAGAGCUCUGCACCCAGCAAUGACCAGCAGCUUGUUUCUCAGCAAUCUAGUGAAAAGGGGAGCCAAGACCAAAGUCAGAGUGCAGUAGCCGUUAGAGAUACAGGGAAAAGCAACGAGGAGAGCACGACAUCAGCUAUAAGUUCUGAACCGACAUCCAGUGAUCAAAGUAACACUGAGAGCACAACGGCAGCUGAAGGCGCAGAGCUAACACCAACUGACAAAGGUAUUGAAAAGAACUCAAACACAGAUAGAAACAGCGAGUCAACACCAGAGAGCAAGAGCAAUGAUGAGAGCACAAAGUUAUCAAGUACGCAGCCAAAACCAAAUACCAAGCACAGUGACAAUAGAAUAUCGGCUGCAGGUACUGAAACAGAGCCACACAAGGAACAUAAUGGCAAGACGUCAUCACACGGAUUUAAGGGGCGAUCACCCCACAAGAAACGUAUCGAUGGGAGCAAAACAUCUGUUAACACUAAGAUAACACAAUCUAAGAAGGGUAACUUUGAAGAUGCAACUUCAGGUGAUGAGGCAGCGUCAAAGAAGAAAAGUGUAGACAAGACCACAACGUCAAAUAAAAGUUCUGAGGCAACGCCAGUCAAUAAAAGCAACAAAAAGAGCACGCCUACUAAGAGUACUAAAACAACAUCAAGUAAGACAUGUACCCUAGAGACUACGGCAUCAACUGAAGGCACUGAACUAGCUGUUGAUAGAAAUCAUGAGAAACAAGCAAAAAAUGGACAAAGCAAAUCACCAGUAAAAAGGAAAAGCUCAACUACAAGUGAAACACCAAAGAAUAAUAGCAACAGUGUGAAAACAACGUCAGCUUCAAGUCCUGCAGCAGCACCUGAGAAGAGACACAAAAGUGGGAAGACUUCUUCUGCUGGAAGCGUUGAGCCAGCAUCAGCUAAAAGAUCAGAACCAAAGCCAAACAAGAAACCUCAUGAUGGGAAAAUAGCAAACACUAAGAAUACACAGAGUAAGAAUCAAGACGUCAAGAAGUCAGCACCACCUAAGAAACAAAGUGACAGGAGCACAUCAUCCAAAAGAAGCGCUGACCCACCUCCAAAGAGGAAGGAUGCUAACACAUCAGAUGAGAGUGCUGAGGAUGAUGACAAUCCCUACAGGUGUGACCGAUGCGGGAAAGUGAUGACUAAUUUCAAAAACUACAAGUUCCACAUGAAAUCUCACACUGUUGAUAAGACGCAUAAAUGCAAGACUUGUGGGAAAAUGUUCAGGGAGCGCUGGGAUUUGAAUAAACAUGUAGUGGUUCACGCUGAUGACAGGCCUUACAAAUGCGAAGUGUGCGGGAAAGGCUUCAACUGGCAGUACAAUUAUGAUCUGCACAAACGUGUUCAUACUGGGGAAAGGCCCCACAAAUGCGAUGUCUGCGAUAGAAAUUUCAUCUCAGGUAUGAACUUGAAGAAGCACAUGAGGGUUCACACAGGGGAGAAGCCAUACAAAUGCGACGAGUGUGGGAAGGGAUUCGCUUCUUGUUCAGCAUUUAAAAUCCACCUGCGUGUGCAUUCAGGGGAAAAGCCGUACAAGUGUGGGGUUUGCAAGAAAGGAUUUGCUACAAAUACAACAUUGAAAAGGCACACCAGGACUCACACGGGGGAAAAGCCCUACAAGUGCAGUGAGUGUGAAAAGGCAUUUGGGCACAAAACAGACUUGAAAGAACACUUACGGAUACACACUGGGGAGAAACCCUACAAAUGCACCAUAUGUGGAGCACAGUUCUCCACCUGGUUGAAACUCAACAGACACAAGAAUUUUCACAAACGUGAUAAACAAAGCUCAUCUGCUUAAAAACAAUAGUGUCAUCUGACACACAAUACUGAUGACAAAAGGUCAUGAAUGGCUUGUACAAUCACAAAAAUCUUAAUGUCACUGCAGCAGAACUCAAGAUAUCAUCCUGUAGUUCCACAAUAGUUUUGCACUGCAGUUGCAAAUGGUUGUCUGAAAUUUGGUUUUGCACACAUGCAUUCCCCCAAGACUUCAAACAUUGUUGGGGUUUCUCUUGUGAAUAGAAACAUACUCGCUUGGUUUUGUUGUAGGGACUACAGAAUCAGGAUAACAGGGAUAAAAAGACUGAUUUUGGUUUUACUAGGGGUUCGAAUGUUCCAAACACUUGAUGGACAAGACUAUCACGAGAAGGAUAAAAUAUUGUCAGAAACAGAAGUUUCAAAUAUCACAGUGAGAAUCUGGUUUUAUGUAAUCAUAAGGUUAGUUGUGAAUUCUCGCCAAGCUAUUUCACAAGCAGGAGUUGAUCUAAUCUUGUGCUGCACUGUUUGUUCUACAGAUUGAUUUGAGAAAACCUUUUACAAUUUUUAAUCAUUAAGGGUAAGAAUUUAAGGGGAUAUGUUAAAAAGGACUCUCAUGUAUGACUUUAUUUCAUAACUCCACGUGUUUAGAGCCUUAUAAUGUUUCUUAAUGGUUCACUUGAUACAAAAGAAAUGGAUGACAUGUCUAAAAUGUUUAUCCAACUUAUUUUUAUUGUUGCUGAUUGUAAGAACAAAAUGGAAAAAAGUGCCUUGUUGCCGUUAUGAUGCCUUAAUUCUGAUUAUCAGUUCUUUCAGAAAUUGCUUACUGCUUUUCUAUUGUGUAGAAGUUAUUUCUUUACAGCCUACCAAAGUAAUGAAUUGUAAGUCUAUGAUUCUACAAUACUCAAUAAAUCUUUAUUAGAGGUUUG